Messenger RNA from Labrus bergylta (ballan wrasse), 4490 nucleotides. It is a transcript of the gene wwc3, whose product is annotated as WWC family member 3. Gene Ontology annotation, molecular function: kinase binding; molecular adaptor activity. The record is from RefSeq and is a predicted model, not a curated record. Gene Ontology annotation, cellular component: cytoplasm. Lineage: Eukaryota; Metazoa; Chordata; Actinopteri; Labriformes; Labridae. Gene Ontology annotation, biological process: negative regulation of organ growth; regulation of hippo signaling; regulation of DNA-templated transcription.
UAUGGACACGGAGGAAUGAAACAUGGUGGAGGAGGCGAACAUGGAGGACCGAGGACCGUGAGAGCUUGCACUGCUGUUUUUCUGCGGGGUUCAAAGAAGAGGAAGAAGGAACCUGGAUGUACCUCCAGCUGGGCCGUUUUAAAGCUGACAACCUCGGUGGAAAGUUUACGGUUUUUUUAACGUCAACUUUCUUUGCGCCGACAAGUGCGUCGAGGUUAGAGUUUGUUGUAAUGCAGUAGAAGAGCGACUUUUUUUGGGGGGGACAAAACGCCAGGGCAGGGGGGGCUUCAGCCCCUCUCACCAUCCCCGACGCUAUGCCGUGGGUCAGCGGCGGAAAGCGGAGAGAGAGCUCGGAGCUGCCGCUGCCCGCGGGCUGGGAGGAAGCCCGAGAUUACGAUGGCAGAGUGUUUUUUAUCGACCACAACACCCGGCAAACUUCAUGGAUUGACCCCAGAGAUAGGAUAACCAAACCACUGACGUUUGCCGACUGUGUUGGAGAUGAACUUCCUCUCGGUUGGGAGGAAGUUUACGACCAGCAAGUGGGAGUUUACUACAUCGACCACAUCAACAAGACCACCCAGAUCGAGAACCCGCGGACUCAAUGGCGACAGGAGCAGGAACGCAUGCUGAAGGAGUACCUUGUUGUGGCCCAGGAGGCCCUCAAAGCCAAGAAGGAGAUGUACCUAAUCAAGCAGCAGCGACUGGAGCUGGCUCAGCAGGAAAUGUUGCUCUUCCACGAGCUCUCUGAGGACAACCGCUCCAUCACCAGCACUCUCUCCGGCUCGUCUUCAAACGCGAAAUACGACCCCGACCAAAUUAAAGUGGAAAUAGCUUGUAGAAGAGAACGGCUCUCCAGACUGAAGCAGGAGCUGGCCCAGGUGAAGCAGGAGCUGCAGUACAAGGAAAUGGGAGUGGAGACCCUGCAGGAGAUUGACAGGAAGAUGUCCUGCAGUCAGACUAACUACAAGCUGGACGAGGCGCAGGCCAUCUUCACCGAGCUGCGGAGCAUCAAGAAGGCAAUCAGCACAGGCGAGAAGGAGAGGCAGGACCUCAUCCAGAGUCUGGUGAAGCUGACGGUGAACUUCAAGAGCAGUUUGUCCAUUGGUGACUCGUCCAGUGAGGCUGUGAACAGCUCUGGGCCCGCGGGUGACUCGUGCAGUCUGCAGCAGUACUGUGACACCGGCUGUCAGACUGACAUCAUGGGAGAGUAUGGAUCCCAGGAUUCCUCCCAUUUAGUGGACAAGGUGAAAGUCAACUGGCAGUACGAGGAAGCCAAGAAAAAGGUGCAGAGUAUCCAGCACCAGCUCGCACAGCUGGACAGUGAGAGCUGGUCUGGGCGGGCCGAAGCGGACAGAGACAGAGACUUCAUGCAGCUCCUGCGUGAGAAGGAGGCCCUCCUGCAGGAGAUCAUCCUGGUCAGCAAACAGCAGCAUUCUCCAGAGACGCUGCUGCAGCUGGAGGAGGAGCGCUGCAGGCUGGAGGAGGAGGUGCAGAGAGCCCACAUCUCCCAGAGCCAGGGAGCCAAUCAGAGAAUCCUGCAGCAGGAGAAGAGGAAUGUCUUGCUGAGGCAGCUGGAGGAGGCUACACGCAUCACCACCUACCUUCACACCCAGCUGAAGAGCCUGUCGGCAAGCUCUCUGACGGUGUCCUCCAGCAGCAGUCGCGGCUCUCUGGCCUCCAGCCGAGGCUCUCUGGCGUCUAGCCGAGGCUCCCUCAGCUCCAUCAGCUUCAGCGACAUCUACGGCGUCCCCCAGUACGAGCGCCACGACGGGUCUGGGGAGCUGCUCGACCCCCAUCUACGCUACCUGCUGCCUCCUGAGGCCGUGUCGAGAGACUGCUCCAUGUUCACUCCUGACCACCUGAUCCAGAGUAAACCCAAACGCUCUCAUGACACCCCGCAAUCCCUCGCCUCGCUCUCCUCCCGCUCCUCGCUUUCUUCUCUUUCGCCGCCGAGCUCUCCGAUGGACACGCCCUACCACUCGGCCCCUCAGGAUUGCCCUCUCACCCAGAUGACAGAGGAGUACAUGGAGCAGGCGGGUCGCGGGCUGUUAGAGGGUCUGCGCGCUCAGUCCCAGCCGCUGUCACACAGCGCCAUGUUGAGCAGUGAGGACGCUGUGGGUCACAGAGACAGCACUGCUCAGGGGGCUUUCACCUCCACAGGAGUGACUCUGAGGGGAAACAGUGCCAACAGAAGCGGCAGGAGAGCCAGGAGGGUCUCUGCAGGCGUUUCCGAGGACGCUCUGGCCACUGACAGCGGCGUAUUCGAGGCCUGGGGCAGAAGGGCCGAGGAGUCUGAUGAGAUGUCGUACAUGAAAGAGCUGACGUCUGUUAGCGAGCCCACCCAGAUCCAACUGGGACUGCUGUGGGAGUCCAGUUCUCAGUCUCUCCGUCUGCAUCUGCUGCAGCUCAAGAGUCUGAACAGGUCCAUCGUGAGAGACGGUUAUAAAGUGUAUGUGAAGGUGCACUUGAUUCCGCUGGAUGCCGGCAGGGCCUGUGCGUUUUACUGUUGUACGGCUCUGGAGCCACAGUCUCAUAUGAGCUUCAACGAAGGCUUCUGCAUUCCUGUCCCUCCAAACGCCCUGGCGGUGUGUGCACUGCAGCUGUCCGUCUGUUCGCUGGGACCUCAGGCUCAGGAGGAAGUGCUGGGUACGGCCCAACUGAGCCUGGCUGAGUGUGAGGGGAGUGUAGAAAUGGUUUAUCACUGGCUGAGGGUUCAGGUGCUGAGCGGAACCGAGCUACCCCGACCUGAACAGAAGAGCUUCAGUCACCGCAGACAGCAAGACAGCCAAGAGGACGAGCAACGGCCCAGAGCUACAGACACUGUAUGCAUGCUGCUGUCACGCACCACCAACACAUCCACCCACCUGGAGGAGCGAGAGGCCGAGGUGGAGAAGAGAGAUGAGCCUGUGGAGGUGGCGUCUGAGAGGAGUUGGCAGGCGGAGUCAGUGGACAGCGGUUGCAGUAACAGCACAGCGUUCACAGCUGCAUGCUCAGAGGGCCUGUGUGCAGAGGGCAUCUGCAACACCACCGGGGGGCGCUGUGAUCAGACAACAAGCAAAAUGUGUACAGUUAAGGUGGAGAAGGCCACCAUGACCGAGGGUCUGUUCCCAGAACCGGUGCGGGUCCGCGCCAAAGAGAGGGGGGGUCGCUGGGGUCACGCCUCGCCCUUCAUGCGAGGUAGCACCAUCGUUCGCUCUCAGACUUUCUCACCUGGAGCUCGCAGUCAGUAUGUCUGCAGGUUGUACCGCAGUGACAGUGACAGCUCAACUCUACCAAAGAAAACUCCCUUUGUCAGGAACACGUUGGAAAGAAGAACGCUGCGGUAUAAACAGCAGCAGUCUUACCGCUCCUCCCUGGCCGAGCAGCCGACACGUACGUCGCUGGACCUGGAGCUGGAUCUCCAGGCCUGCAGGACGCGUCAGAGGCAGCUGAUGGAGGAGCUGAGCGCCCUGCGGGAGCUGAAGCUGCGACUGGAGGAGCCGCAGGUCAGAGAGGACACAGAGCUCCCCCACUGGGCCCUCAGGGACGAGCGCUUCCGCUGCCUGCUCAGAGAGGCCCAGAGACAGGCCGGUCAAAGCAAGCAGGAGCAGCGUCAGGAGGAGGCGGCAGAGAGGAGGCUGAGGAAGGCCUCCAAAGAAGUUCUGAAGAUGAGGGGGCAGAGCCAGAAGGAGCCGCUGCCGGUGCAGACAUUCAGAGAGAAGAUGGCUUUUUUCACAAGACCAAGGUUCAACAUACCUCCUCUGCCGGCUGACGACGUAUGAGAAGCAUCCCUCUGUGUUUGUGACUAAACAUGAAGUAUUUGUGGAAUAUUCUGAGCUCAUGAAGUACAAAGUUCUUUCUACCAGCGGACGCAGGCGGAGCGACACUCAGAUCAUGUUGAAGAUAAAGAAGGUUUCACAUUUUUAGAAGAAGUUUGUGAGGCUUUUAUGAACUCAAUCACACACCAUGAACAGUUAACGACAGCAGCACAGCUUCGUUCCCCCCCCCUGUUCCCCCUCCCCCACGAGGACGACGUCUCUCACCAGGAAACCACAUCUCUGUCCUCCUGUCUGUUCUGUUGUCUGUGCUUACAAAAAGCUGGAAGAUGAUGGGAACAAAGGUCGGACAGAUUCACUGUACUGUAACUUAUUUUAUAGUACUUUUUCCUUGAAGGAAAUUAAGAGAAACGCUUCCUGCUUUUUAAGUGUAUUUUGUAGCUUUGAACAAAUAGCACUUCAAUGUUUUUACAUACGGUCAAAUGGAACUGAUUUGUUUUCUGUUACCUAAUUCUUAAGAGUUAUUUACAUCAAAUGUCACUUUGUAAUCCACUUUUAUUACAGAUGUUGUCUUUUUGUUAUGUUAUUAAAAUUAAUAUUAUUUCAUGUACUUUUCAAUAUAAGGAUGAAUAUAUGAACACUGUAUUCAGAUUGUUUUUUAUGAUGUCUGUAUGAACAUCUGCAGUGUUACCUCUCGUGAAGAUAAAACCAUUAAACCAUGCCUCGCCGUUUUAA